Molecule: messenger RNA, 2797 nt
Organism: Hippoglossus stenolepis (Pacific halibut)
Lineage: Eukaryota; Metazoa; Chordata; Actinopteri; Pleuronectiformes; Pleuronectidae
Gene: tafazzin
Product: tafazzin, phospholipid-lysophospholipid transacylase
Exons: 11
Coding region: 153-968 (271 amino acids)
Biological process (GO): inner mitochondrial membrane organization; cardiolipin acyl-chain remodeling
Cellular component (GO): mitochondrial membrane
Molecular function (GO): 1-acylglycerophosphocholine O-acyltransferase activity
Source: RefSeq, a predicted model, not a curated record
CAGCCAGCUCAGAGCGAGAGGCUGCUCCAGAAGACUACCUUACCCACAGUGCAGUGCGGGGCGUCCACUUCCGGUUUGUGUGUCCGUCAGAGUGAGAGCAGGAGAGGGUGAAGUCGAGAUAAACAGUCUGGAGAGAUGCCCCUGGAGGUCAGAUGGCCGUUCCCACAGUGCCCUGCUCUGGCCUGGAGGAUCUCCGGCUCCCUGAUCAUGGGCAUGGUCGGCUCCUAUUCCUACUUCUGGACCAAGUACAUGAACCGUCUGAAGGUCCAAAACCACGAGGUUCUGUUGAACCUGAUCGACCAGCGCCCCGCCGACACACCCCUCAUCACUCUGUCCAAUCACCAGUCCUGUAUGGACGACCCACACAUCUGGGUCCAUUCAGAAACAGUCGCUGUAAGAAACCUGUGUUUGCGACAGGCGUGCUGCAGCUCCGACAGCUGUGGAGCUUCAACAAGAUGCGCUGGACCCCCGCAGCUUCCGAAAUCUGCUUCACCAUGGAGCUGUACUCCAGAUUCUUCAGCCGUGGAAAGUGUGUUCCCGUCUGCAGAGGUGACGGCGUUUACCAGAAAGGUAUGGAUUUUAUUCUGGAGAAACUGAACAGAGGAGAGUGGGUGCACAUCUUUCCAGAGGGCAAAGUCAACAUGACUGAAGAGUUCAUUCGAUUGAAAUGGGGUGUGGGUCGGCUCAUCGCAGAUUGCUCCCUCAAUCCGAUUAUCCUGCCGCUGUGGCAUGUGGGUCUGAGUGAUGUUCUGCCCAAUAUGGCGCCCUACAUUCCUCGGACAGGCAAGAAAAUCACAGUCCUGGUGGGGAAACCGUUCAGCGUGAAAGACCUUGUUGAAUCACUCCGAGCCGAAAACAAGAGCCAGAUGGAAAUGAGAAAGACUUUGACUGAUUUCAUCCAGGGGGAGUUUCGGAGCCUCAAGGCCCAGGCUGAGGCCCUUCAUGGGCAGAUACACACUAGAUCCUGAGUCACAGCCAAUCUGACUGAUGAGCCUUUACCCUGAAACUGAGGGUAACUUAAAACAUGGGACUGUUUUUACCACAUUUCAUGGUAUCUGCUCACAUCCUCUACUCCGCUGCAACACACAAAACUACACAGAAUCCACAGAGUCCUGACAAACCGAAGGUGGUUUUGAUUUUUCAGCUGCAUUGGGAUCGUGAUCAUUGAAAAUCAGGCUCUUCUGUGAAUUUGGGUGCAACAGAAACUCCUCUGUAACUUUUCAAACAGGCUUCAAGGUUUGAUUUCAUCGAUCCGAUUCAGGUGCUAAAACAGGAUCAGCUCCAGGACAAACUGUGGAGAACAGAUGACUGAGGUCCUUGAAUUCCUCAAAGUCACUGCUGCUCCUGUGUGCUGUCCGUCACUGAGGAGAGGAACAUCUCCAACGUUUGUAGAAUUUCGAGAAUAGAUUGAAGCUUAAGUGCUUCUAAAUUAACUUCAGCUGUGUGUCAGCUGUUGUUUUUCUGCUACCAUCAACCAGCUCAGUGUCCAGAGAAGGACAAGAAUGUUGGACGAUUCCACGUGUCAUGAUUUACGCCCAAUGCCAACGUCUAUUAUCACUGCAGGAAGCAGUGUGUCCUUUAUGUAACGAGGGGAGGAGUUCAGUUGUGGUGUUCUGGGCGUGUUACACAUCACACUUUUAUGCAUGAGGCCAGAACUUCAACCUUCAAUUCACGAUUCUUAAGAUUUCAGUCUCGUUUUAUUUUUAUUUUUAAACCAAAUUCUCUGUCACUGAUGAUAAAAGUCACCGAGCAGAUGAAGGAGCGUUCUUGUAUCAGUUGAAUAAACUCUCAAUAUUUUAGUGAAAAGGAAGAAGGAAGUCUUUGUGCAUCUUGUUGUGAUUUGUUUUCUUGCUCCACACAUCGGGUCACUUUCUGCUCCCUGGCGUAUUAAAACCAUCAACUGAUCGAUGUCUUGUGCUGCUGAAAAUAUCAGUCACUGCUUUACCCCAGUGACAAAUACAGUCCAGUACAUAUCCUGUGGCUGCUUCACAAUACAAGUUCGACCCUUUUGACCUGAAGCAGCAGUGAUUAGAAAUGCCGGGUUUGCAUCAUCAGCGACUUCUGACAUGAAAACAUAAAUACGUUGAAUUCCUCCUGCAUAUGAAGAGGAUUUAAAACCAUGGCAGGAAUUAGAGUCUCUGCCACCACAAUAUAAACUACGAUGCAAAACAGUAACCACAGAAUGAAAAAUCAAACACACUGUAGAAGAAUUAAAUCAAAUUUGGUAUUGGAUUUAAAAAUACAUAAUUCAGUAAUUCUGGCUUUGCAGGAAGGUUCAGUUCUUUUCUAGCGUUCGGCUUGAAUUCACUUGUUUCCCCACUUUCAGGAGAACGUUAGACAAAGCUGCUGUUUGUUGAAAUACUAAAUAUUUAUUGUGCUCCUCUGUUCUAUGGAUCUAUAAUUUAUAAUCUGAAGGUCAGCCGUCUGUCAGAGAGACACAUGCAGAGUCAAUGUUCGGAUAUGAUGCCAAUUGUUCCAUUUUCAGUUUUUCUGUUUUAACUUUAAAUCAGUUCAGGAACAUCAAUGUGUUCCCUGCUCUCUGUAAACCUCCUUAUGAUUUCUUAGUGGUGCAGAUUAUUUCUUUUCCCAACACAUUAAACUGUGAGGUUUUCUGUUGACCUUUUCAACAUGUCACACACGUAUAUAACUUGUUCAUCACAGAGGUCAGUGGCUUUUAUGAAGAAGGAAAGGCUGAGUGAUCUCUGUGUUUUCUAAUGAAUAUAUUGCCUUACUGUGAUUGCCACUCUUUCCUAUUGUAUGUGAAUGUCAAUAAAGUGUUAGACUUUUCUAAAUUUGA